Limanda limanda (common dab) is the source of this 3284-nucleotide messenger RNA. RefSeq names its product transmembrane and ubiquitin-like domain containing 1 (gene tmub1). The record is from RefSeq and is a predicted model, not a curated record. The transcript is spliced from 3 exons. Gene Ontology annotation, molecular function: protein binding. Bases 1202 to 2008 code for a protein of 268 amino acids. NCBI's taxonomy places the organism in Eukaryota, Metazoa, Chordata, Actinopteri, Pleuronectiformes, Pleuronectidae.
GUUUGAUUUAACGAGAGAAAACGAGUGAAAGUGAAAAAAGAGAAACGGUAGAAAGUGCAGCGGCGGCGUCGUGUUGUUGAUCUUAAGUGCGAAACGAUGAAAAUGGGUUUGUGUUGUUUUCACAUGAAUGGGUGUUGUGUGUUUUCACUGUGAAGCCUCGACGUGUUGCCGCGGAGGAAGCCGCAGCUCCGCGGGAGGAAGAGGCGCUGCGAGGCCGCCAUGAAGCUCCGCGGAGCCGGGGAGCAGACACCCAGACAAUCCGUUUAAACCCGACUUGCUACUCACCUUCCGGCUCGGACCCGAGCCCGGCGUCCCGCGGCACACCCCGGGGCUCGGCAGGGGGGUGCAGGACUUUCACAGUGUGUGUUUUUCAGCGUGAAACCCCGGGGACUCAGGUCGAAACGGAUCCGACAAAAGGAGCUUCUGGUCCGGGAUGAAACUCCGCCCCGCGCCGCAGGGGGAGGAACUCCGGGGACCGCGAGAGGACAAAGGCGGAGGAUGAAACCAGAGACAGACCCACAAACACACAAACACACAACGCUUUUAUUCACAACAUCAGCAGCUUCACACACAUUAAAGAGCCGUUAAAGAGCCGGGCUCCAGAGGCUGCACCGCCGGUCACACCGGGCCCGGGGGGACAGCCCGGCUCCGGGUCCCGGGAGGAGGAACCACAGAGUCCCGGCGGCUGAGGCCUCCCUCCCCGGCUCCGGGUCCCGGGCCCCGGGAGGAUCAACCACAGAGUCCCGGCGGCUGAGGCCUCCCUCCCCAGCCUGGGGCCUCCCUCCCCGGCUCCGGGUCCCGGGCCCCGGGAGGAGGAACCACAGAGUCCCGGCUGCUGAGGCCUCCCUCCCCGGCUCCGGGUCCCGGGCCCCGGGAGGAGGAACCACAGAGUCCCGGAGGCUGAGGCCUCCCUCCCCGGCUCCGGGCCCCGGGAGGAGGAACCACAGAGUCCCGGCUGCUGAGGCCUCCCUCCCCGGCCUGGGGCUGCUGCUCAGCGGCUCGGAGGCGACAGAGAGGCCGCCUCCACACGGCGGACCUCCCGCUGACAGAGCACCGUCUGCCGGGUCGGAGCCCCCCCCCCCCCACCGGGGACGAGCCAAUCAGCGACCAGUCCAUACAUCCACCUGAUGAGACACCUGUCCCCCGGAAGUGUCCACAGGUGUGUAAACUGCGUUGACCCCAGCGGGCGUUGCCGGGGGCGAUGGCGUUGAUUGAAGGCGUGGGAGACGAGGUGACGCUGCUGUUCGGCGCCCUGCUGCUCCUCAUGGUGCUGCUGCUCGCCUGGAUCUCCACCCAGACCUCCGAGGCCCCGGAGCAGCUGUUCACCUCAGCCCCAGGCCCCGCCCCCUCACUGAGGACCGGCCCCAUCCACCAAGACACGCCCCCCACUGCCAGCACCUCCUCCUCAUCACCCUCCAGCUCUGUUAGUGACAGCUCUCUGACGGACGCUCCCACCGCCCCCCCGCAGGAGGAGAAGGACGAGCAGCGAGGAGAAGGGGCGGGGCUGGAGGGGGGGGGCGACGGUGUGAGGAACAGAGGGGGAGGGGAGGAGGCUCCGCCCUCUCAGAGGAACAUGGUCGUCAGACUGAAGUUUCUCAACGACACAGAGAGAACGGCUCAGGUGCAACCGCAGGACACCAUCGGAUACAUCAAACGGACCUACUUUGCGGGUCAAGAGCAGCAGGUGCGGUUGAUCUAUCAGGGUCAGCUGCUUCAGGAUGACGCUCAGACUCUGGCCUCUCUGAACCUCGUCCACAACUGCGUCCUGCACUGUCACAUCUCCCAGCAUGCCGGGCGGGGGGCGGCGGGGGGGCCGCGGCCCGCCGACCAGGUGGCUGUGGCCCUGAACGUGGGCAGCCUGAUGGUCCCGCUGCUGGCUCUCAUGCUGUCUGUGCUGUGGUACUGUCAGAUCCAGUACCGGCAGUUCUUCACCGCCCCGGCCACCGCCUCCCUGGUCGGAGUCACCAUCUUCCUCAGCCUCGUUGCCUUCGGAGUGUACCGCCGCUAGCUGCUCCCUGAUAGGCUGCUGGGAUGAUGUCAGCAGCCGGGUGUGGCGCACACUCGCACAUGCUCUCUCUGCGACCUCUGACCUCAGAGCCCAACAGGACUCGAAGCUGCGGGAGGACACAGACGCUGAUAGAGCUAAUGUUUGUUUUGUUUCUGUUGUCAUGGAGAUGGAGUGUAAACAAGGACUUCAAAUUUGUUUUUUUAAUCUUGUUUGUGUAGGCUCUUUACCUGUCUGUCUGCUCACCCGUCUGUCCGCUCACCUGUCUGUCUGCUCACCCGUCUGUCCGCUCACCCGACUGUCUGCUCACCCGUCUGUCUGCUCACCCGUCUGUACGCUCACCCGUCUGUCUUCUCACCCGUCUGUCUGCUCACCCGUCUGUCUGCUCACCCGUCUGUCUGCUCACCCGUCUGUCCGCUCACCCGUCUGUCCGCUCACCCGUCUGUCUGCUACCCCGUCUGUCCGCUCACCCGUCUGUCCGCUCACCCGUCUGUCUGCUCACCCGUCUGUCUGCUCACCCGUCUGUCUGCUCACGCGUCUGUCCGUUCACCCGUCUGUCCUCUCACCCGUCUGUCUGCUCACCCGUCUGUCUGCUCACCCGUCUGUCUCAUUAAAGCUUUUGAAGAGAGAAAUCUAUUAAACAUUAAUUUAUCUUGUUGUCCUAUCUUUUUUUUCCAGAAUGAUGAAAUCAGUGAUGACAUCAGACUCUCAUUAUAUAAUCACACAAAGCAGAAUAUAUCUUGAAGUUUGAAGUUUCUUAAAUCAUCAAAAGUCAUGUACAUGAAUCAGUGUUGAGCUCAGACCAAUCAGAUCAGCUGCCCACUGUGACAUCAUUAGUCCAGGUUUGUUGUGCGAGAUUUAUUUUAUUUAUCUCUGCAAUGGCGACACCUGGAGGCCGCAGAGGGCAACACGUCCCUCCGUGAAGACAACGCAAUCUUUGGUUUGCUGUCGGUGUUAAACGAUGUCCAGGUCCCUUCCAACGUGUCCAGCUAGUAACUUUCAACAGUGCGAUGUAAAGAACAUCUUCAGAUUCAUUACAAACGUUUUUACUCAACGGUGAACUGAUUACAGAGGUCAAAGGUCACAAUGAUUUCAUAGACAGAAACGGCUCUGAUUGGUGGAGACAAACGACCACAGUUCGAUGAUUCAGGUGAUUUAAAUGAAUUUAACGAGUUGUGAUUAUGAUGUUAAUGAUGAAAACAUUGUUCAUACAGUAUUUUAUCAGUUUCAUUAAAACAGUUCAAAGCAGUGAGACGUCUCUGCUUUGAUGAAACAGAAA